GCUGCUUGUAUCAGCCAUGUUGAGUGAAACACUUUUCCUUCCUUCAUAAAAACCACUUUUAUCCUAAUGUAAUACCUCCAAAAGAUACCACAAAGCACCAUGGUCGCCUUCGAGGACCGUUUCUGGGGCGACAAGAAUUCAGGAUACGAUGUGCUGUAUCAUAAUAUGAAACAUGGAAAUAAUGUCAGUGUUAAAGUUAGUGAAUUCAUCCGAGAAAGAGCUGCAGUGGAAGAAAGUUACUCAAAAUCUCUUGUGAAGCUUGCUAAAUCAGCGUGUUCUGUGUCUCAACUUGGGUCAUUUGAACCACUWUGGGGAGUUCUUCGUGUUGCUACUGAUAAGCUCGCUAAUGCACAUCAUUCGGUUAUGGUGAAAUUACAUGAACUUGCAAAAGAAGUAAAAGAAUAUGGUGACAAACAGAAAGAGCGACAUAAAGCAGCAAAAGAGGAAUUCAGUGGUACGGCUGAGAUAGUACAGACAAUGCAGAGCAUGACACAAGGACUUACUAAGGCAAAGGAAAUCUACUAUGCAAGGUGUCAUGAAUUUGAGAAGUGUAAGAAAGAUGGCACAAGUCAAAAAGAAAUAGAAAAGGCAGAAUUGAAAAUGAAAAAGGCUGGAGAAGAAUACAAAGCAUUAGUUGAGAGACGAGAAAUAAUUAGGAAUGAAUUUCAUGACAAGAUGGUGGAAACAUCCAGAAAAUUUCAAAAGAUUGAAGAAGAGCACCUAAAAACARUUAUUGGGCACUUGGAGACAUAUAUAGAUUCUCAUCUAUCAGGAUGCAAAAUGAUGGAAAAGGUUCAUACAGAGUUCCGUGAGCAUCUAAGAGCCCUUACCAUCGACAAACUGCUGGAUCAGUUGGUUCGUCGUAAAGGCACAGGAUUAGACAUACCAGGUGUGAUAACAUUUGAAGAGUAUGAAGAACACCAAGAYGCAUUGGUCAAUAUAGAUAGCUCACCAAGCACAAACAACAAGCCGCAGACUACGAAGCCACCAUUAUCAGGGUUCCCACUACACAAGAAAAAGAAAGAAAAGAAAGAAAAGAAAAAGAAGAAGAAGAAAGAAAAGGGAAGCAAUUCUAGUCCAAGCAACAGUCAAGGAUCUCCAGAACAUCAACAAAAUGGACCAGUUGAAUCACCAGUUAGUGAAGGAAGUAUAAGUCGCGAUCCUUCAUUUGAAGUCGAUGAUGAAGGCUACCGAAUACGACCGCCAGAUACUGAGAGUGCUAAAUCAGGAGGAGCCUCAUCUGACUCWGAUUCAGAUUCUGAUGAUGAUGACGAGCCAAGGCGUAUCCAAGUGACCAUCAAACCAGUAGACGAUAUGGUGUCACAAACAGCAUCUGUKGACGAGAUCAAGAAAAUCACUGAUUCACUAAUCCUUUCCUCUCCAUCAUCAAUGAGGAGGAAUUUGAGCUCAUCUUCGGGGUUGAAUGAUGGAUUCAGAAGCAGGGCGUCAACAGAAAACUCACGAAAUAGCAGCACUACUAAGUUAUAUCGUUCUAGUGAUGACUUACUUGAUAUCAGUUCUGGCAAAAAUCCAAAAACCAUCACAAGUCCAGGAAGUGACUCAAACCUCUCAUCRUCAAACCUCAGUACCCCCACAGAUACCUUAAGUACGAUGAUAAAGGAUAGUAAAGAUACUGAUGCCAAAGCUACUGCACCUGUCAGCACCCCGUUUUCAUCAGGGGAUGCAUUCAUGACAUCUUCACCAGCAUCUUUUAAUAUCGGAGAUCCAAGUGAAGGUAAUGGUAAUGGAGAUGACGAAACACCACCAGCCUUACCCAAGAAGAAAGGAAGUCUCGGCAACAACCCGAACAUAACAAAUGAUGAUCUGAACAUCCCACCCCCUCUACCAGCCAAGAGGGAUGGGGCUGGACUACAGUCAUAUCAAAACAGUAAAGGURCACUGAAUAACUCUUCUGAAUCAUCCAAAUCAACCACCGCAACUCUWCCAUUCUUGAUGAAGCCACCUGGCCCAGGUGAAAUCCCGCGUGCUGGCUCUACAGCCACGGCAUUAGCAAGACCACGCCCACAGGGGGGUCAAAAGAAACCUGGACUCACCCUGGCAACCCAACCAUCAUCUUCUCAAGGGAACCAAUCAAGCAUGUCAUAUUCCCAAGAACUAUUUUCUCUCUUUUCGGAUUCGGAUUUUACUACUUCAUCCAAAGAGAAGGACGAUUGUGAAGACGGUGGYYCUAAAACAYCUAAAACGCCUUCCAAAGUCAGCUAUGUUGGGUCUGUUGCUUUAACGAGCUCAACAACAUCUGAUACGACCACUCAGGUCAUGACCAGAGCUGUGACAACCACGUCGAUACAAGGGCUGUCGGAGUCACAUGAGAUACAGGAGAAUGCGGCAGGCCUGAUACGGUCCAAGACAGUGGGGUCUAUGCCCUCUGGACCUACUAAGGUUCUCUCUGUGUCUCAUAGCAGUGCUUCCAGGGAAGAUGUUUUGCCUAUUGCUGUGGCGUUUAUUGAGUCUGUCAAUGCUUUCUUCAGAGGAAGUGAUCACAAAGCGUGUAUGGUCAAGGUGACGGGCGAUAUCACUGUAUCAUUUCCAGCAAGCAUUAUAUCACAAUUAACAACCGACAAGGAUCCGCCGUUGUUAACCUUUUUUAUUACUGGCACAUCAUCACUAGAACAAAURGUUCCAAAUAAAAGUCUAAUUUCCAGUGAAGGGCAGCAAAGUGGAGGAGAUGCUGUUGUUUAUAAAUUCAACAUGAAUGCAUUAGCCAGCCACUUGAAAAAACAAACAGAGACGGCCACAUCUUCAUAUUACAAUAUAGAUAUUCUCAAGUAUGAGGUUCGCACAACUGGUAUUCAGUCCACACCAUUACAGCUUUGUAGUUACUGGAAAUGUGAGCCGAUGGCAACUAAUAUUAGAGUAGAUUACAGAUAUAAUCCCAAAUGUAUGUCGACACCCUGUGCAUUAACCAACGUUAACAUUAUAGCACCAGUAAAUGGUGGUGUUACAAUCAUGCAGUCUAAGCCAUCGGCAAAUUGGUCAGCAGAGAACCAGCGUGCUGUUUGGAUUUUAUCUGAAAUUUCAAGUUCCAAGGAUCAAGAUGGGACAUUAAGAGCAAAGCUUGACUUAACAGAGGGGCCAAGUACGCCGUCCAGAAUUGCCGUCCAGUUUUCAUCCACAGGAGCUACCAUAUCAAACUUAAACUUUGAAUUAAAAAGUGAUGCUUACAAAUUAUCACUUGUCAAAAAACAAAUUGCUACAGGGAGAUAUAUUUCCGAGAGCUAGCUGACAAAUGACUUCUACUUCACCGGUAAACCAAUUUAGACUAGUUAUUUGURUGAAAAACCCAAAUAUUAAUAUUUCUUCUUCAGAUAAAUCAAAUAAAAACUAAAGCUUCUUGAUAUGCAAGACUUUAAAGAAAUCACCAAUAAUUAAGACAUUGCCCAAAAUAGUUAUGGAGUUUCCAUCAGAAUAGCACUAUCUGAUUUUUAAAUGCUAUGAAUAGUUUAAUCUUACUAUGGUGUCAAAUAUCAUGUUUGAGUUAUAUUAAAAUGAGCAAGGAAUCUGAAUGUAUCUGCACGAAUGUACCAAUUUGGAACUUUUUGUAAGUGUAAUCUCCUGGUACAAGGACCAACAAAUCAAUUAAUUAAUGGUCCUUAAUUAUACAGCUUCUCAUUAAUCCCAUAUAGGUAACUGUCCAAUUAUUUUCUUAAUUGGACAGGCCUUGUUGAUGUGGGAUUAAUUAGGCA
Molecule: messenger RNA, 3704 nt
Organism: Actinia tenebrosa (Australian red waratah sea anemone)
Lineage: Eukaryota; Metazoa; Cnidaria; Anthozoa; Actiniaria; Actiniidae
Product: F-BAR domain only protein 2
Cellular component (GO): plasma membrane; cytoplasm
Source: RefSeq, a predicted model, not a curated record